This is a messenger RNA of Durotheca rogersii, 3504 nucleotides long. RefSeq names its product DENN-domain-containing protein. Gene Ontology annotation, biological process: regulation of Rab protein signal transduction. NCBI's taxonomy places the organism in Eukaryota, Fungi, Ascomycota, Sordariomycetes, Xylariales, Xylariaceae. The transcript is spliced from 2 exons. The coding region runs from base 1 to 3504 and encodes 1167 amino acids. The record is from RefSeq and is a predicted model, not a curated record. Gene Ontology annotation, cellular component: cytoplasmic vesicle.
AUGGACAACUCCUCAGCGCCGCUCGCGGACUAUUUCUGGAUUGCGGGCAUCGAGUCCGUAUCUUACCACGACCUGCCACCCCCUUCUACGUCCACGUCUAUUCAGGUAGAGAGCACUAUCGUCGAAGAUGGCGAGCCGGAAGACGAAAACGAGCCGACGGCCUCGCCCUCCAACAAUAACAAUAACAACAACAACAACAACAACAAGAAUCUCCCUCGCCACUCUCGCCAGAAUUCUAACCAUAGGCUUUCGAAAGCGUCUUUCAACUCGGUCCAUACCCUAGAAGAAAUGGACGGGAAUACGAGAAGCAACAGAAGCAGUGCCACGAUCAGGCCGAUCCCGCUCCCCGGGGCUUCUGGCGAGGGUGGCUUCCUCGGCGAUUUCGAUUUCGACAAGGCUUUAGUAAAGUUCGCUGCCGAGAGGGAGAACUUCCUGGAGGACCUAAGCUUUUCGGCUGGUGCCAAGACCCACUCGCGACCGCCGAUGGUGACCCCGCGUGCAGAGAGGAUCAAGGCAGAGGACUCCUCGAGCGGGAGGAUGAGCCCUAUGAAGAACAUCAGAGGGAGCAUCCGUGGCAGUAUAAGGCGCAAGAUAAGCUUCAAGGACAUGAAUAGCAUGCGAAAGCAGCCAUCAAAUCCGAGACCUGGUAUGGCCCCUUUUCGCGACCCAGGACGAGAGUCUUGUCUACAGAGUUCGGCAGAAGGACCCCCUGCAGAACUUUCUCAACGUGCCAGCAACAGGAACCCUGGAUUCCGUACUGACUUCUACGAAUUAGCUUCGAUCCGCACUACCAGGAGAUUGAGUAGCUACAACUCGGUCAUUCCCCCGCCCGAACCUCUCAACCUCGACCCUGAUAUGCACCCCUUAAAGCGACGAUUUGAGCCCGAGCUACUAGACAGAUACCCACCCCGAGGAGACGCGGAAAGCCUUGCCAAACGAGGCAGAUUUCCCGACUAUGUACCCAUGUUCGCCUUCCCCAAUGACAUCCAGAUCGUCUCGUCCGACGAAAGACCGCGGUCAACCUGGCAUGGCUUCACAAUGACCUCGGACGACAAUGCCAAGAUCUACGGCAUCACCGUGAUCAUAUGGACGGCCCUCACGAUGGAUGUGGCGGAGGAUAUCGAGAGACGCUGCGAGCAUUGGAGGCAGAGACACAUGACAGAGGAGGAGCGAGAGCUUGCGGGUAGCCUUGGCACGCGGCUUGCCGCAGAACGUGCGCAUCUGUCGCAAUUGCUCGCUAGGCUCCCGACUAUACCGUCUGGCUCUGAUGCUCGAGAGACGCUCGACGACCAGAUCAGUGCGGUAGAAGAGAAAAUCAGCCUAAUGACGGAAAUGCUGCGGCCUCUAAGGCACGGUGCCGCUUCCAAGAUCGACGGCCUGACUGCUGGUGAAAGUGGUCUCUGGACGCCGCGAGCGUACGGAAUCCUUGGCAGAGACGUCACGAGAGUGGGCUUUUGGAAAGAUUGGCUUCGAGCGGUCGUCGUUCCGAUGACGGACGGCGCGGUGAUGCGGGUGCCGGCGAGCUCUCCGAGAGCUGGCCGCUGGCAACCCCUGGAACGAUACGUCGUUAAUCUGUGCACCGAAGCCUUUAGCCCCCUUAGUUCCAAGACCCAGGUCGAAAUCGGCGUACGCGAGCUACGCCUAUACGCGCGGAAGGAGGCGAUCAAUGAACUCCCGGGCUCUCGAAACAUAGACCUCUAUGCGCUGUUUAGAUCUCUUUCCCUCGAGAACAUAGUCACUCUCUUCGAGUAUGCGAUGUCCGAAUCCCGAAUCAUCUUCCUCUCCUCGCAUACGGCUAUGCUCCACCUAGCUUCUCACGCCUUGGCUAGCCUGUUGUAUCCGUUGACUUGGUCGAGCAUCUUCAUACCUAUACUGCCGGCGAGGUUGAUCUCUGCCCUCGAAGCGCCGUGUCCUUAUAUUGUGGGUAUCGAGCGGCGGUAUGAUAACGUCACACUUCCGGAUGAUGACUACGUCCUGGUCGAUCUCGAUAAAGAUACGAUCGAUUCGACGUCUUUGCCCGUCCGUCUUCCGAAACAACACCGGCGGAAGCUUCUUUCGCUUCUGCAAUUUGCGGCGCCGCAUAGUCUGCGGUACGGUGUCGCGACGGGACCACCCCCGUACGCUAUUGAGUCGUUUCCUUACGACUCCUUUUCCGCCGAGAACUGGGCUCUAUUCAACGAGAAGGCUGCCCCGGGCACGCUUCACAAGUGGGUUUCGCAGAAUUCAUCCUCGUUUGGCGAGGCUGAACCUGUAGACCCCGCAAGGGUGCCGGUGUUCAACGCGUUCUUGCAUGCGAAGCCCGGAGGGUCUGAACGGCCGACCACCAGCAAAUCGAACAAAACCAGUCCGCCGUCGUCGGUGUCACCCGUUUCCAUAAACUUCCCGCCUAUGCCGGUGACGCCCAUAUCGAGAAGUGAUUCCGGAUUCGCGCUAUCCUCGACGCUGCGGGAGAAGAGGUCGGGCCAUUUUGACGAGAAGGGCCGGCGUAGCUCCUCGUUUGGCCAAGCGCCCAUCCACCGACCUCAUCAGCCCUUCUUCAGCGGCCACCAUUCUAAUUUAUCCAUCUCAGCCAUCUCGAUCGACUCCCAGUCCUCAUACGGCGGCUACGCACCGUCGACCUACGCCCAAUCCACUCUCGCUGCGUCGACGGUGAUGCCCAAUAUGCUGGUACAGCCUGUUGAAAACACCGAGUCUACAGUAUGGGUCGAAGGCCAUCGCUUCAAUUUCAGCGAUCACGACGCAUCUCUGACUUGCGCCAUCUGCGAUGAGCGAUCCGAAGGUGACGGAUGGUACAAAUGCUCUGGUUGCGGCACGGUUUCUCAUGGGCGUUGUCUGGGCUGCGUCUCGCUUGUCUGCCCGGUGGCCUUCGACUCCGACAAAGUCCGGGCUGCUUUCGUCCGCUGCCUGGCGAGUUUGCUAUACACGUACCGCAAACAUUUGGGCCGGCCCACGAAGGAGCAAAAGAGCAAUGGUCAGAUUUACGGAUUCGAUAUGAAUGGUUUCAUCAAGAGCUUGCCAUAUGACCAGCAAGAAUACGUCUUGAUGAUGAAGGAAACGCAAGCCUUUAACCAGUUUAUCCACGAGCGCGAGACGCAGCCGCCCGCCAAUCCGGAGAUCCGCCUCUUCGACGAGAUCAUCCUUGCCAAGAAGGCUCGAGGGAAACCCGGUCUGUCUUCGGGAUUUUCCCGUCUCUCGACGAUCAGGGCCUCGCACGGCGUCUCCGCCUCCCUUCCGGGGCUUCAAAUACCGUCUAGGCAGCCGAAGCCGCAGUCAUUUCUAAGUGACACAUCCGAUCAUAUAUGGCGGACUGCUUGCGUACCCGUACCAAAUGCAAGGUUCUCGGGCGACUACCGUGCCAUAACGACGAGGACGCCAGCUCGGCUAGAUACCUCGCUGAUGAAGGAACCUCGCGCUAUCCAGGGCGUACCCCGUCCCGAGCAGCGGAGGAGAGGUGUCAUGAGGAAACAAGUUCCUAGCAUGUUAAUUCCCGAACCGCCUCAAUAG